This is a messenger RNA of Bipolaris maydis ATCC 48331, 1301 nucleotides long. RefSeq names its product fatty acid hydroxylase superfamily-domain-containing protein. Gene Ontology annotation, cellular component: endoplasmic reticulum membrane. Gene Ontology annotation, molecular function: iron ion binding; C-4 methylsterol oxidase activity. Lineage: Eukaryota; Fungi; Ascomycota; Dothideomycetes; Pleosporales; Pleosporaceae. Gene Ontology annotation, biological process: ergosterol biosynthetic process. The record is from RefSeq and is a predicted model, not a curated record.
ACCCUCACUGCGUUACCGCCAAUCGCUCCCUCACCACCUCUGCUCCCUGCAGUCAUUCCUUCUUUUUUCCUCUAGUCUCUGGUACAAAAUAGAGCCACCCACAACGGUUGUGCUGCGCAUCGCGACCCUGCAAAAUGAACAACGCAACCUCAAUCCUGUCGCCCAUGGCGCAGGACACGUACUGGGGCUCCUUUGAAGAGAUUUCCAAGUACAAUGUCCAGCUCAACUACCUCGAGAGGAUGUGGAUGACCUGGUAUGCGUGGAUGGGCAACGAUAUCCUGGCCACGGGCAUCAUGUCUUUUACCAUUCACGAGGUUUUCUACUUCGGCCGCUCGCUUCCCUGGAUCAUCAUUGACUGCAUACCCUACUUCAACCGCUUUAAGAUCCAACAGAACAAAAUUCCUACUGCUUGGGAACAGACACAAUGCGCCCUCCUCGUCCUCCUCUCCCACUUCACUGUCGAACUCCCUCAGAUCUGGCUGUUCCACCCCAUGUGCCAGUACUUUGGCCUCCAGACCUCUGUUCCUUUCCCCAGCAUCUACAAGAUGGCAUACCAGAUUGCCAUCUUCUUCGUUUUCGAGGACGCAUGGCACUACUGGGCCCACCGCCUCAUGCACGCCAGCUCAUUCCUGUACAAGAACAUCCACAAGAUUCACCACCAAUACUCUGCCCCCUUCGGUCUCGCCGCAGAGUACGCCUCGCCCAUUGAGGUCAUGGUUCUGGGUUUCGGCAGUGUCGGUGUUCCCAUUGUGUGGUGCGCCAUCACCAAGGACCUUCAUAUCCUGACCAUGUAUUGCUGGAUUGUGCUACGUCUAUUCCAAGCCAUUGAUGCCCACAGCGGCUACGAGUUCCCCUGGAGUCUGCACCAUAUCCUGCCUUUCUGGGCAGGUGCUGAGCACCACGACGUUCACCACGAAAAGUUCAUUGGCAACUACGCUAGCAGCUUCAGGUGGUGGGACUUUGUCCUUGAUACCGAGGCUGGUGCUGAGGCCUCCAAGAAGCGCAGAGAGCGCAAGAUGGCCAAGCUCAGGAAGGCCCAGUAAAAGAGCAAUGAACAAUUGUAAUGCGUAUGGAGAGACGUCGGUCCUGGCUGACUUUUCUGUCCGCCAGUCUCGAUGUCGAGCUGGCACGAAAAUGGCGUUUUUUGGUACAGGGAAAACGCAGUUAUGCAUUUGAUGGUGGCAUUAGACAGCACAGACCCUGGAUAAUAGUAUGAGUGUUGGCUGUACAUAGGAGCCGGGUCUUUAUACAACAUCUAUAUAAUAAUUAUUACGGUCGUUAUGUUUACACAUGAAUUUCGU